CCGUUUGAUACAGCCUAAGCCCUGUGUCCCCUGGUUGAACCCAAUUUAACUGUCACUUACCCGCAGAGGAGUCGAGUCCAGUUCUUUCCUAGCGAGAAAUUGCCAAUCCACAACAUUGCGCCGGGAGACAAAUGGCAUGGUCAGAUUUGCUCAUAACAUUUGGCAUUCCCUCCCUCUCAUACGGCGGAGGUGCAGAGUUCAAAUUCUCCACGAGUUUCUCAGCGAUUUUGUGACUCUCCUAUCAGAAGUGUUGGGCUAUCGCAGAGAAAAGCACGCACUGGAUUAAGUACCCCAGGCAAGGGCGUUUUGCAGAACGAAUUAUGAUACGGCGGUGCGCUCUAUUCGUUGCGGUUGUUGCUGUGCUUGUGGGAUUGUACCUCAUGCCCUCUCCUAUUGACCCUGAGCCAUUCAUAUUUGAGGGGCCCCCACCAGCCCUUGAGGGCCCCUUGAAGGUGAACAACAGGCUUCAGCAGGGUCGCAGGCUCUUCUCUGGACAGCUAAAGGGGCCUGAAUCUUUUACUGCUGAUGAAGAGGGGAAUGUAUACACCGGCACAGUGGAUGGCAAGCUGUGGAGGAUCCAUCAGGAUCAGCUGCACUUCAUCACACAGAUGGGGCAGAACAUCCCAGAAUGCGGGACCAGUACAGACUACGAGCCAGUGUGUGGCCGUCCUCACGGGUUAAGACUGGACAGCGAGGGACAGCUCAUUGUGGCAGACUCUUACCUGGGUUUGUUCCGGGUCAACCCACAGAGCGGGGAGAAGACCCUGCUGCUGUCCAGCAAGGAAGGUGCCGACGGGAUCCCGUUUGGCUUCCUGAACGGUCUGGAAAUCUCUGGGAACGGCACGGUGUUCUUCACCGACUCCAGCAGCAGGUGGGGCAGGAGGCACGUCCGCUAUGAGGUGAUUGAGACCAACCACCUGGGGCGUCUCCUGACUUACGACCCAGAGACAGGACUUGUAAAGACGCUUCUAGACUCCCUCUACAUGCCCAACGGUAUCGCUUUCUCACCCGAAGAGGACUUCCUGCUGAUGGCCGAGACCAGCAUUGGCCGAAUACUCCGGUAUUGGUUGAAAGGGCCCAAGGCUGGCACCAAGGAGGUUCUCUUGAACAACAUGCCCGGUUACCCUGACAACAUCCGGGCCAGUGACCGUGGCACGUUCCUCGUGGGCAUCACCACCAUCCGAUUUCCUGGCCGGCUACUGCCCCCCUUCUUGGACCUAAUUGGGCCCUACCCAGUCAUAAAGCGCUUCAUGACCAAGGUGGUCCCACUGAGCUGGUACAGCAUACUGCUGCCCAGAUACGGCCUGGUUCUGGAGCUGGGCCCGAACGGGGAGGUGCUGGACAGCCUGCACGACCCCAACGGCAGCCUGACGUGGGCCGUCAGCGACGUCUUCCAGCACGGGGGCCGAGUCUACCUGGGGAACACCGAACUGCCCUUCCUGCCCGUCCUGGAGGAGGCCAGAUAACACUGGCUCUCGGAGGGCGGCGGUAGGCACCGGGGGAGGUGGGGGUUGAUGCCGAGGGGCCAAGGGCCUGGACAGUGCGUGCAUGCUGUAUUGCACACAACACAAAGUCUGAGGAAGCUGAAGAGCAAAUUACAGCUCAGCCUAAGUCAGAUACUUCUGCUCGCUGGUGGGGAAUUUUUGCAGACAUCAGGAGUUAAUUUGCACAGUACUUUAGCCAUUAAUCAACUGCGCAGGGUUUUGCAGUUUCCUGGCAGCAGUUCCUGAACUGGCCAUCUAAUCAUCCCCCACUUUAAUUAGCCAAAUAACCUGUGCCCUCUCCCUCAUCCUAUGUGUGAGGAUAUAAGUGGCCACUGCAGGGAGGGAGGGGGUGGUGCUACACAUGAUUGCUGAUUUUCUCAGCCUUCCUCCCUCUCCAGCAUCAGUAUAGAGAGCUCCAAGAAAGGUGCUACAUAAACACCACUAGUCAUCAUCAUACCUGCUGCCAACAUCAAGUGUGGUCUCAAUUGAAGCCCAGCAGGUUAAGUUUUGAAUUUUUUCAUUGGGUCAUUGGACUGCAGGAAAUCUAAUUAAAUGGACUGUGAGUUUGGGACCACCCGUAGGGACCUACACACAUGACAAGAGAUCCCAGCAAAGGUUUAAACACGUACACUGUUCAUUUGCAACAGCAACUAAUUUGAAUCUUUUCCCCCAAUAGUUUACCUAAUAACACUGUAGAAAUGUUGUGAUGUAAUUACGCUGUGGUCACAAUUACCUGUGGUAAUGGUUUGCAUUUGAAUAAAGCAUAAUUACAUUGCA
Molecule: messenger RNA, 2261 nt
Organism: Anguilla anguilla (European eel)
Lineage: Eukaryota; Metazoa; Chordata; Actinopteri; Anguilliformes; Anguillidae
Exons: 9
Coding region: 321-1466 (381 amino acids)
Biological process (GO): biosynthetic process
Molecular function (GO): strictosidine synthase activity
Source: RefSeq, a predicted model, not a curated record